CGCUUCCACCCGAACCAAAAAAAUCUCUGCAAAGUGCCAGCUAAAUAUGGUAGGAUACCAGGAUAUUAAAUAGCAGCAGCUCCACAGUCCCCACAGGUAGUCCGCUGUCACUCACGCAUCCGAAGACAGGGUCCGCUCCCGGGCUGCUUUCCGCCCCCUUUCUUAGCUUCCUCUUUUUCCUCCUCUACCCUAACCGGCAUUUCUUUUAACCCCCCCAUUCUUCCGCUGAAAACUAGGUGUUGGCGACGAUCCGCUCACCUACCCCCGCCCACCACCCGUUCAACAAAAGUCCCCACAAAUCCCAGUCCAAAAUACUUGGAGAACUCUCCGUUUUCCCUUGCUGUUCUUGUUUUUGGUCCGUACGAUGGAGUCUUGGUCGGUCUGAGUGGCCGUAGGUUGGGAGCAGGGGAGGGCGAGCGAUGGCUGUGAAGGCGGUUGGGACGUGGGUUGCGGGGUUCCGCCAGAUAGGGCGGAGCGAUCUCGGGUGUAGGAGGGCCGUUGCCGGUGCGGCGGCGGGUCCGAAUUGGACGUUGGAGGUGUCGUGGGCCAGAGGAAGGUUGGAGUGCGCGGGUGUGUGCGUGAAGCCUGUGGAGGAUGUGAAGUCUGUGGAAGAUGAAAACUUGUCGUCGGCGCCUGUUUCGUCUGAGGUGGAUGGAGGGGCGGAGAAUGCGGGUGCAGACGAGGAGCCCGGGAAAUUGAACAGGGAUCUCCCAAAUGGAUUAUUACCAAAACCAUUAUCGUUAACUGAUAUAACUGUUUCUAGCCAUGGAUCUAAUGUGCGUGUAGCAUAUCAGGGUUGUCCAGGUGCAUUCAGUGAGGCUGCUGCCCUCAAAGCUUACCCCCGGUGUGUAGCUGUUCCCUGUGAACAGUUCGAAGUUGCAUUCAAGGCUGUUGAACUUUGGCUAGUUGAUAAAGCAGUUCUUCCAAUUGAGAAUUCUGUAGGUGGAAGCAUCCAUAGGAACUAUGACUUGCUUCUCUGCCAUAGGCUGCAUAUUGUGGGUGAGGUGCAAAUGGCUGUUAACCACUGCCUUAUGACUCUUCCAGGUGUGAAAAAGGAGCAACUAAAACGUGUUUUAAGCCACCCACAGGCACUUGCUCAGUGUGAGAUUGCAUUGAGCAAGUUAGGUGUUAUUCGAGAAAACGUUGAUGAUACCGCUCUUGCUGCUCAGCUUGUAGCCUCGAAUGAUCUAAGGGAUGCUGGAGCAGUUGCUAGUGCCCAAGCUGCAGAAAUAUAUGGACUUGAGAUACUUGAAGAAAGGAUUCAGGAUACACCCGACAAUAUUACUCGUUUCCUUAUUUUGGCUAGGGAGCCUAUAAUUCCAAGAGUAGAUAGGCCCUUUAAGACAAGCAUUGUCUUCACUCUUGAAGAAGGUUCUGGAAUAUUAUUUAAAGCCUUGGCAGUCUUUUCUCUAAGGGGCAUAAAUCUGACAAAGAUUGAAAGCAGGCCACAAAGAAAACGCCCUUUAAGGGUCGUUGAUGACUCAAACCAUGGCACUGCCAAGUACUUUGAUUAUCUGUUCUACAUUGAUUUUGAAGCAUCCAUGGCCGAAACUCGUGCACAAAAUGCCUUGGCUCACCUACAGGAAUUUGCGACAUUCCUUCGAGUUCUCGGCUCUUAUCCAAUGGACACAUCUUCAUAAAUGUCCUACUUUGUGGAGACUACUUUGCAGACACAUACCUUGUCUAUAUUGCUGUAUCUGGGCCCAGACAAAGUUGAUUCAUACUCAAAUUCUUUACUGCUAGGUCUUACCCUAGCAGGUUGAGUAAGGGGACUCUACCAGCAGCAAUGAACUCCACAAGGGAGUCGGACUGCAGCAUCUUUCCUUUCUGAAUUCGCUUCAAGAUUUUGGAAGCUUAUCACUAACCUCAUCAAUAUUGUCAUAUGAUCAAAUUAUUUUUUAAAACUUAUUAUACCUCUUUGCUGCUUUUGAAAUUUUGGAAUGCAGCAAGCUCCUUGAGAAAGACUAAGCAGCUGAUUGGCCAAUCAUGGGCUCAAAUUUGCUUACAGGACUUCUGAGAUACUUCUUAAAUUUACCAUCUAUUUUUCUUCCAUUUAUUUUCCUUCUAUUGUAAGGAUUAUGAGACCUAUAAAUGUUUCUUGGCACAAGUUGCAUUAAUUUAUUAUUCUUGAACCGGAAUUUUGGAAUUC
This is a messenger RNA of Phoenix dactylifera (date palm), 2149 nucleotides long. NCBI's taxonomy places the organism in Eukaryota, Viridiplantae, Streptophyta, Magnoliopsida, Arecales, Arecaceae. The record is from RefSeq and is a predicted model, not a curated record.